CAGUAAAUUUUCUUUAAUACUACACAACGCCUUCAUCUUUUUUUUUCUAGAGAAAAAUAGUAGAAACGAAAACAUUGUAGUUGGAAAAGGAGUUGGGAUUUCUUUGUCACAUAAAGUUACUUAUCUGCAAAUAAGUACUUUACCCCUCUCAGCUGUCCUUUCUCUAAUGAACUUGUUCAUUGAAAUUUGCUAUAAGAAGGGCCCCACUCUCCUCUCUUAUUUCCUUCUUAUAUUCACCAAACAUCAUGCCCCAUGGUUGUUAGAGGUUGUGGAAAUGGCAAAAGCCGGUAUUUUUGUUUGCCUUGUGAUUGUUAUUGUAGAUGUAGCUGCUGGUAUUCUCAGCAUUCAAGCACAAAUUGCCAAAGACAAGGUGAGGUAUAUGAGUCUAAAGAGAUUUCAGUGUCAAGAACCGAAUGAUCAAGCUUUCAAGCUAGGGUUGGCUGCAGCCACUCUACUAGCUUUAUCCCAUGUUACAGCCAACUUGCUUGGUGGCUUCAUGUGCAUCUGUUGCACAGAAGAGCUUGAAAGAUCAUCUGCCAACAGGCAACUCUGGUUCGGGUGCCUUGUUCUUUCUUGGAUAGUAGUAGCUGUUGGAUUUCCAGCCCUGGUUAUGGGGACGCUAGAGAAUUCCAAAUCAAAAGGGUCAUGCCAGGUUUUGCAUCAUCGUUUUCUAAUUCUUGGAGGGAUACUGUGCUUUGUACAUGGCUUGCUGAGUGUUGCAUUCUAUGUUUCUGCAACUGUCAGCUUUGAAAAUGGAACUCCUCAUGGACUACAAGGAGACCCUUAAACAAUGAUUAUGGUCCAUCAAUUUCCAACCAAAUUUGGAGGCUGCGAGACUGGUUGGACAAGGACUUACCUAAUUAAGCUGUGUACCUGGUGCUUUCUUAUGGGUAGGAAAUAGAAGCAAAACAGGAAAAAGCAAUCACUUUUUGCUAAAGGUUAAGAUUGGAAGGGAAGUGGGGCAAUUAGCUUUUCGUAGUAUUCCAACGGCUACAAUUAACUCUACUCCAAAUAAAUAUUUGUCAUUUUGCUUUGUUCAUACCAUGUGUGGACCUUACAACAAGGAUUUGUACGCUCUUUGUAAAAUCAAUUUGUAAGUAGACGUCAUUUUCAAUUAGAUAUAAUUCACGAUGUUAA
Theobroma cacao (cacao) is the source of this 1137-nucleotide messenger RNA. RefSeq names its product protein VASCULATURE COMPLEXITY AND CONNECTIVITY-like. Lineage: Eukaryota; Viridiplantae; Streptophyta; Magnoliopsida; Malvales; Malvaceae. The record is from RefSeq and is a predicted model, not a curated record.